Messenger RNA from Symbiodinium necroappetens, 813 nucleotides. NCBI's taxonomy places the organism in Eukaryota, Dinophyceae, Suessiales, Symbiodiniaceae. The record is from the annotation of a GenBank genome assembly.
AUGGUCUUCCAGGAGGCCUUUCGUCAUGACGAGCUCUGUGCCAUGUGUCUAUGGGGCCUCGCACAUGGUUUCGGUCCCACCCUGAACGCGCCGGUGAAGUCCGCCGCGGAGAUGGGGUCUGGCUUGGCCGCCGCAAGGCAGGCUCUGCGCCUCCUGAACUCGCAUGAACUCAACUACACGGCCAAGGAGGAAGUCCUCAUUCAGUCAAUGGUCUCGCGAUACCCGGACCCACCGUCUGGCAACAUCACUGUGCAGAUGGCCAGUAACAGGAAGUAUGCCUCUUUGCUGGGCAAACUGAGACAAGAAGAGAGCUUGCAACCUGACGCCGAUCUCAAAGUCUUCCAGGCAGAAGCUCUGAUGAUAUUGCUCUGCACUCCGGAUGAAUGGCACUUCUAUGAGUCAAGAGGAGACAGUGCACCUGCUGUAGCCAGGCCAGAGACUCUGGAAAGUACUAAGCUGCUUCAGGAAGCCCUGAUAGCAACGAAUCAGACACAUGCGUAUGCGCAGCAUAUGUUGAUACAUAGCACGGAGAUGUCGAACAACGACGUCCAUGCUGCUCUCCCGGCAGCCCACGACCUGCUGGCAAACACUGCAAAGUUGCAGGAUCAGCACCUGCAGCACAUGACCAGCCACACCUACCUCCGCGCGGGCUACUACCACAAGGCCCUGAUGAGCAACAUCGUGGCUGUUGGUACCGACUCGACCUACUUCAAGAACGACUGGAUGCCCUAUGGCCCCGGUCACAACUCUGCCUUCCUCGUCGCUUGCGCCCUCUGGGCUGGUGACCGAGCUGCGGCUUACAAGUACGUCAAG